This is a messenger RNA of Paraglomus brasilianum, 930 nucleotides long. Lineage: Eukaryota; Fungi; Glomeromycota; Glomeromycetes; Paraglomerales; Paraglomeraceae. The record is from the annotation of a GenBank genome assembly.
AUGUCGCAUAAAACACUUACACUUGGAAAUUUAGACGAACCCAAUAUUGAUAUUUCGGAUGAUGAGGAAUAUGACGAACCCAAUAUUGAUAUUUUGGAUGAUGAUAAUUUGUUUGAGUCGGACGAGAAUAUAAAUUAUAGUUCUGAAGAGGAUGACAAUGAAGAAAACGAUGAAGUUGAUGAACACAAUUAUGAGGAGGAAGAUGAUAUACCUGCACCAACAACAAAAUCGUCGGAAGAACUAACUCCGUGCGUUGUCAUGAUAAAUCGCAAUGGCGUCAUAGAACGUUGCGGAGCAAAGAAUACUAGCAACCAAAAAAGGCUCUGGAAUCUCAUAGGCACAUGGGAAGUUGAUACGAAAACUGUCAAUGAAAUGAAAGAACGAACAGAUCGAUUAGGAGUAUGCACCACACAUUUCCAUUAUGAUCAAAAUAAUUUGCAUCCGAGGGGACUUAAACAAAUGAAAAGCUAUGAAACAGGUGUCAUUCGACACUUUCGCUGCACUUUAUGCAAGAAAUAUUUUCGUACAUUCUGUCGUAUUUAUGGAUGCGAUGUACAUUGUUGGUCGUUUGCAGGAAAGACAACGCAAAUCCCGUGCAUUGGUCAAUAUAAAUGUCCUAUGGUUAAAGCUUUUCCGCUGCUCAUUCAAAAAACGGAAAGUGCAAGGCAAAUGCAAUAUGUCUGUUGUGCCUGCUAUGCAUCUCAAGGAGGGCAUUUACAUGAUCAGAAAGCUAUGGGCGAUGAUGAUACUGAGUGCACACCAAAUAAACAUGCUAAAAAUGCAAGAAAAACUGUUAAAAUUCUUGGGGAGUUGAUGCUAAAUGCAGCUGAGACAAAAGAUGACGCAUUCAAUGAUAGACUCUCAAAACUUGCAGCACCAAUGCUAAAAGUUUUCCAGGAACCGUCAACAACAGAAAUAGAGCUACCAAGU